AUGCAACUUUCAGUCCUUGCUCGCCACAUCCACGAUGAAGAUCACGUCGAAGUCGAUGCGACGCCGAUUCCAGAAGCUUUGGCCAAGCAUGGGACUUUUGACCUGGAUGAGAAGCUCGUGAAGCAGAUGGGCGCCAUUUUUGUCACGAAGUGCUCCUUGACGCUUCAGAGUGACAUGCUGGGCACUCCCGAGAUCUUGUGGGAGCAUGACCGCUUCGAUGCGCAUCUUGGUUUGAACUUCGCCCCGGCCCCGCAGUACGACUCCUGCCGCAAGUACUUGGAAGUCGGAAAGCGUGUUGGCAUCCUCGAUCAGCGCCUGGCCGUUCUCAACGACCUGUACAGCAGCAGAGUUGCACUGGAGAUCCUUCUGGAUCUAUUUCACAUGUCACCCUUCUACUCGCGGCGCAACUUCGUCAUCUGCGGCUUCGAUGCGUUGAAGCACAACUUCGCAGCCAUAGAAGAUCAGCAGUGGCUCGGAGGCGUUGGCAAAGGCUUCCGUUUGGGAUGGACGGCCGUUGAGUUCAAUCAAGAGCCGAAGCUACACAGGAAGCCGAUGCGUGAGACGCUAGCCUCGGCACAGAAGCGGAUCGAUGAGACCAAGAAGCACGAUUCUGCACCGAAACAUCGAGUCCCCGAGGGAAGACAGGUGAGGAGGAAGGAGGCGGCGCUCGCUCUCUGGGCAGCAGCCGGCUACGGGCUCUGGCACCUGAUCACCCUGCUGCGACCGAAAGAGGCUGCAGUCUUGAGCGGGAAAGCGGCUGAGCUGAAAUUGAUGGCUUGUCUCCUCGUGGCUGUGGCCCUGGCCCUCGCUUUGCUCAACGGCCUCCGGGCCUUCGCGUUCCACAUGGUCUUCGCUAGCCUUGAUGACGUGCUAAACUUUCUCCUGCGGUCGAGCAGCGUCACCUUCCUAGGCUCGGUGGCGUUGGUGCGGGCCUCUCCUCGCCUCGCUCUGCUGGCGGCUUCGGUGCUGCUCUGCCUGGCUGUCUCCACGCGCAGGUACUCUGAGGUGCGCCGGCAAACGACGGCAGAAACGCAGGACGCCGUUGCAGAGCUCAGCCGCGUGGCGGACGAGGGCCUUGCCGGCCUUGCAACGGUACGCGCCCUGGGCGCCGAGGACACUCAUCGGCGCCUCUUCUCAGAGCAGAACGACAGGAUCCUGUCCAUCCAGCAGCGAAACAGCUAUGCCUCUGGCCUGUUUGGCCUGGCGAGCGUUUCGCUCAGCGGCAUCUCCAGAGCGAUGACUCUUGUUGUGGGUGGCUCUCUGGUGCUCUCCCCGCGUGAUCGGCUGAAUGGGGAGAUCCUGACGCAGUUCCUGCUCUACCUCGACAUGGUCGUGCGAGGUGCACAGGACCUGGGCGAGGACUGGUCGACUGCUAUGGAAGCCCUGGGAGCAUCAGAGGCGGUGCUUCGCAGCCUCAGCGCGAGUCGAAGGCGAACGCAGCAUGGGAGGAAGCUCGAGUCUGUGUCUGGCGAGGUGCGCUUCGAGCAGGUGACCUUUGCCUAUCCUGGAAGGCCGGAGAGGCAAGUCCUCAAGGAGGUGUCAAUCCACUGCCGCGCAGGCGAAACGACCGCCUUGGUCGGGACGAGCGGUUCGGGGAAGAGCUCUCUCAUCAACCUCAUCCAGGGCUUCUACCACGUUCAGAGCGGCCAGGUGCUGGUGGACGGAGUGUCCUUGGAGGACCUGGAUGACGAGUGGCUGCGUGCUCAGCUGGGCAUUGUCGGGCAGGAGCCCCGCUUUUUCCGGGGCUCAGUGGCCGAGAACCUCGCUUGGGGAUUGGGCGCAGUUUCGAGGGACGAGCUGACGGAGGUUGCCCGGACAGCGCAUUGCCACGACUUCAUCAGCAGCCUACCUCAGGGCUACGAUACGGAGAUCGCUGAUGGUAAGCUGCUGUCAGGAGGUCAGCGCCAGCGCCUGGCUAUCGCCCGAGCGCUGCUACGCGAUCCACCCGUCUUGAUACUUGAUGAGCCGACCUCUGCGCUUGAUCCGUCGACAAGCAGGCAGGUCUCCAUGGCGCUCCGCGAGGCGCAGUGGUCGAAACGUCUGGGAAGGCGGAGGACGGUAAUAGUCAUCGCCCAUCGUCUCUCCACGGUCAAGGAUGCCGAACAGAUCGUGGUGCUCGAGAACGGCGUGGUCGCUGAAAAGGGCACGCACGAGGAGCUCAUGGCGCGUCCCGAUGGUGUGCUGUGGCGCAUGGUGAAUGAGCAGCAGCUGCCAUCUGCAUGA
Molecule: messenger RNA, 2223 nt
Organism: Symbiodinium sp. CCMP2592
Lineage: Eukaryota; Dinophyceae; Suessiales; Symbiodiniaceae
Source: the annotation of a GenBank genome assembly